Mytilinidion resinicola is the source of this 1209-nucleotide messenger RNA. Its product is annotated as ribosomal protein L1. NCBI's taxonomy places the organism in Eukaryota, Fungi, Ascomycota, Dothideomycetes, Mytilinidiales, Mytilinidiaceae. The coding region runs from base 21 to 953 and encodes 310 amino acids. The transcript has 3 exons. The record is from RefSeq and is a predicted model, not a curated record.
CCAUCACUAGAAAACUUCCCAUGGCCUCCGCAAACCGCUGCAUAGCUCAAUUGAGCAGGAAUCUCGUUGCUCAACCCCUCCGACCUACCUCUCAACUCCCUCAAAUCGCGUUCCUCUCAUCACAGCAGCUACGAUGCGCCUCCGUCGGCAAAGGAGCCCAUUCUGAAAACGCCGCAAAGUACAAGCGGAAAGAUCAGGGUUCCACGCAGAAGAAAAAGAAGGCGCGAAGUACUUUUAUCCAAUAUGAUCUGCGCGAUGCGGAGCAGUUCAAUCUUUGCGAUGCCAUGCAAUACAUUCGGGCUUUCGAAGUUGGCCGCCUCCCUACAUCCUCCAAAUACGAAAUGCACGUCAAGCUGCGCUCGAUAAAGAAUGGUCCCGCUAUACGAAAUCGUCUACGACUUCCCCAUCCUGUUAAAACCGACCUCCGAAUCUGCGUCAUCUGCCCCCCUGAUUCAGCUGCUGCAGUACAAGCGAAGAAGGCGGGCGCCGUUCUGGUUGGGGAGGAUGAAGUGUUUGACUUGAUAAAAGAGGGCAAAAUUGAAUUCGAGCGGUGCAUUUGUCACAUCGAUUCUUUACAGAAGCUUAAUAAAGCUGCGUUGGGCAGGAUCCUAGGUCCACGAGGCUUGAUGCCGAGCACGAAGAUGGGCACUGUGGUGAAAGAUGUGGAGACUACUGUUAGGGAGAUGGUAGGCGGAAGCGAGUACAGGGAGAGGUUGGGUGUCAUCCGAAUGGCCAUCGGCCAAUUAGGCUUCUCGCCAGAGGAGAUGCAGAAGAAUAUCAAGGCUUUUAUGGAACAGGUCAAGAAGGACAUUGCUCAGAUGAGCGACCGAAUAUCGAAGGACAUCCACGAGGUGGUAUUGAGCUCUACAAAUUCACCAGGAUUCAGUCUGAAUGGAGAGUUCAGGGGGGCAAACUCCGUUCCGACAAAAGACAUGACAGCUGAAACCUUUUGAGUCGCGCUGUAGAUGAGAAGGUUGUACAUGCAGUGUAAAUUUAUAUCACCUAACGCCCUCGCUAUGCCUAUCAUGUGAAUGCAGAGUGCAUCAACCCCUUAAUGACUUCAAUACUGUGACUGCUUCCGCAGCCUCGUCCAUGUCGCGGUACACGCCCAUGAUCCUCAUGACUCGAUCAACUCCGUCGGCACCUGCAGCUUUCGCCUGCUUGAGCGCAUUGCUUAGGUCCAGCAACAAUGUAUUCCGCACCUUGACC